This is a messenger RNA of Tachysurus fulvidraco (yellow catfish), 1188 nucleotides long. RefSeq names its product proopiomelanocortin a (gene pomca). Gene Ontology annotation, molecular function: neuropeptide hormone activity. Gene Ontology annotation, biological process: neuropeptide signaling pathway. Gene Ontology annotation, cellular component: extracellular region. The record is from RefSeq and is a predicted model, not a curated record. The transcript is spliced from 3 exons. Lineage: Eukaryota; Metazoa; Chordata; Actinopteri; Siluriformes; Bagridae. The coding region runs from base 160 to 801 and encodes 213 amino acids.
ACCCUUGAAAGGUGUGUCACUUAGGAGGCCUUAUAAAGGAAGAGCAGAGAGGGGGUUCAGACAUCAGAAACACACCACACACGCAGGUACACAGCAGGACGUCUUUGAGAGAGAGAGCGUUCACAAACCGGAGAAGUACACCUUUCUUCCUUAACACCAAUGGGUAAAGAAGCGAGAAUGGGGUGUCCUGUGUGGAUGUUGGCUUUGGCUAUGCUGUGUGCAAGUGGCACAGGGGUUCGAGCCCAGUGCUGGGAAAACACUGGCUGCAAAGAUCUAAGCGCUGACAGAAAUAUCCUGGAAUGCAUCAAGCUGUGUAGAUCUGAGCUUACAGCAGAGUCUCCUAUCUUCCCCGGAGACGGCCACCUCCAGCCUUUCUUGCUCAUUCCCAAUGAAAUUUCUGCUGCUACGCUUUCCACUCCACAAGAAGAUGUAGCUCCAGAGUCUGGUCCACAGCACGAAGACAAGCGUUCCUAUUCCAUGGAGCACUUCCGCUGGGGUAAGCCUGUGGGUCGCAAGCGCCGGCCCAUUAAGGUGUACGCCAAUGGGGUGGAGGAAGAGUCAGCCGAGGCCAUGCCGGCGGAGAUCAGGCGCGAGUUAGGGGCUGUCGAGGACAGCACCGUCAGCCAGCAAGAGAAGAAAGAUGGUGCCUAUAAGAUGAAUCACUUUCGCUGGAGUGGUCCACCCACCAGCAAACGCUACGGAGGUUUCAUGAAGUCUUGGGAUGAACGCAGCCAAAAGCCACUGCUUACACUUUUCAAGAACAUCAUCAACAAAGACGGACACCAGAAGAAGGACCACUGAAGAACUGUUCAGUAACAUCAACAUUAUGUAGAAAGAUACUUAUUUGUUCCUAAUUGCCCCCCAAACUCAUACUCAGUGCAGUUAAAGAUUAAAGUGAAAACUUGAAAGACUUUGUUAACUAAGAGUAGUUUCUUCUGGUAUCCAGCAGUAGAUUCACCAUUCAGAAUUUCCAAUAAUUGUGGAUUAGAGGUUAUAUGUUGAUUAAAUAUUGAUUAGAGGCUGAUGGUUAACCAUUUGUAUUUAUUUAAAUGUACUAUAUUGUAUAUUAUGAAGAUGUUAACUAUAAAAUGAUUGUAUUUCAAGCAGCAAAUGUCAAGGUGAUUAUUUUGAAUGGAAACCCACUAAGCCAUUAAAAAUGUAAGCACACAAGGCAAGAAGAAGAAAAAA